Messenger RNA from Cervus elaphus (red deer), 1049 nucleotides. RefSeq names its product X antigen family member 5-like. The coding region runs from base 210 to 626 and encodes 138 amino acids. The transcript is spliced from 5 exons. NCBI's taxonomy places the organism in Eukaryota, Metazoa, Chordata, Mammalia, Artiodactyla, Cervidae. The record is from RefSeq and is a predicted model, not a curated record.
CAAUGCCCAGAACGCUCCCUGACGCCAGACCCCAAACUGGCAGCGCAUCUCGCUCCGUAGCCGUCGCCGCUUGGAUGUAACCAUGUAGAAACGAAGGGGUGGAAUUGGAGAAGAGACGAGGACAGCUGCAGCUUAAUACCGGUGUCCACUCGGACUCAGAUGCAGCGCGAAGCCGGAAUGGAAAGAAUGGGGAUGGAGCCAGUGGUGCCAUGGGUGCCUCCGCUAGGAACUCUGGUCGAUGCCCGACGCGGCGUAAAGGGAGAAAUAUGAGUGGGCAAGUGGCAUCAACAUUGGGAUCUACAGGUCAAGAUUCUUCCCAGCUGGAUGAACCUGUGGUUGACCAGCAGCCCAGUGUUGAGCAACCUCAACAAGAGGAAGCACCAGUUGAGAUUCAGGAUAUCACACCUGGAAAGGAGGAAGUCAAUGGAGAGGAUCCAGUGAAUCAUGAUGAAGAGAAGGAGAAGGAUGCCCCUGGAGAUUCUGACCUGGAAACUGAUCUCCAGGAAUUGGCUUUGGCAAAGACUGGGGAUCAAGGCGGAGAUGGUCCUGAUGUCAAGGAGGAGAUUGCAUCAAAUACAGAGACUGUUGAAAUGCCAGAGGAGAUUGUUCAGACCCCAGAUGCCUGAGUGCCUGACUUACAGACUUGCAAAUAAAGAAACAGACAGGAUCAAAGCCAUAUCGAAUUGAAAAUAGGAAACCGUUUCCUUCUCUUGAGUAUAAGUACUUUAACCAACAGCUAAUAAUUUUCAGGUUCUUUUAUAAUUUCUGCUUGUAACAAAUAUGGAAUGCAUCUGUAAUAAAUAUCAGUUAAUAUGAAAUAUGCUCAGGUAUUCAUGUAGGUUCUAGUACCAGCUUUAACAUAAUGUGUGUGAUUCUGUGAAAUCCCUUAACUUCUAAACUCAACUUUACUCAUGUAAGUUGUGAAUUCAGAACAGAUACACUACAGUGCUCAUUGUUCAAUGCUAAUUUUUGCAUUCUCUGGUUCUCUUCGAUGGCAUGCAUACAAAUGUACUCUGUUUUUCAUGAUUCAUUUAUCAUAAAAUAGCAUC